This is a messenger RNA of Centropristis striata (black sea bass), 5085 nucleotides long. It is a transcript of the gene atp11c, whose product is annotated as ATPase phospholipid transporting 11C. The record is from RefSeq and is a predicted model, not a curated record. Lineage: Eukaryota; Metazoa; Chordata; Actinopteri; Perciformes; Serranidae. Bases 505 to 3966 code for a protein of 1153 amino acids. Gene Ontology annotation, cellular component: plasma membrane; recycling endosome; endoplasmic reticulum. The transcript has 30 exons. Gene Ontology annotation, molecular function: ATPase-coupled intramembrane lipid carrier activity; ATP binding; ATP hydrolysis activity. Gene Ontology annotation, biological process: phospholipid translocation.
CGUCUGUGGGUUGCUGCUGCUGGAGUAAAAAUUGUUUGACAGGGAGGCGAGGCGACCUGAGCAGGGGGGAUUGAAGGGAGAAGUUAGUUUCUAGUGUGUCGCCGGCAGUUUGCGAGUCAACGGGAAGGCAGCCUGGAGAGCUACAAAUGAUUUGUACCAGUCUAAGCAACAGGGCACGGAGCGACAUGUCAGGGACUGUCUCAGCCUUGAGCGGAGGGAAGCGCGACUAGUACACCGCAACGCGGAAAAUAUUCAGGGGGGAGAAUGCGAAUGGUGCGAAGAUACCGAAAUCAAACAAAAUGGAAACGAUGUAGCGUCGCUGCGGCAUUUCACAUAGCUAGAACUAACGUUAGAGUAGAGAAUAGAUAGCUAAAGGAGCUAGCAGGUCAACUAACAUACAUGUAAAGUUAUUCCCCGGAGAAGCUGAAGCAGAGCCCGGAGGCGUCUGUUGAAUCAGAAGAGUUCACCAGUGUUGCGGAAAAAAAAGAAGAUAAAGAGAGGAAGAUGCUACGGAGAAGGCUGAACCGUUUGCUUGGUGGUGAUGAAAGAAGAGUUGACAGUAGGACAAUCUAUGUUGGUCAUCGGUCAUCUUCCACCACUGAGGCUUUCAUCCCACCCAAAUUCUGUGAUAACAGGAUUGUGUCCUCCAAGUAUACAGUUUGGAACUUUCUACCAAAGAACCUGUUUGAACAGUUUAGAAGAAUUGCCAAUUUCUACUUCCUUAUCAUCUUCCUGGUGCAGGUGAUAGUGGACACCCCCACCAGCCCAGUCACCAGUGGCCUACCCUUAUUUUUUGUGAUUACAGUAACCGCUAUCAAGCAGGGCUAUGAGGACUGGUUACGGCACAAGGCAGACAACGAGGUGAACAAGUACCCAGUGACAGUGCUAGAGCAAGGCCUGAGGAUACGGAAGGAGAGUGAGAAGAUCAAGGUUGGAGAUGUUGUGGAGGUGGAGGAAGAUGAGACCUUUCCCUGUGAUUUAAUACUGCUGCAGUCUAGCCGAGAUGACGACACAUGUUUUGUUACCACAGCAAGUCUGGAUGGAGAGUCCAACCAUAAAACACACUACACAGUGCCAGACACGGAGAAGGACCUGGAAUCUCUCAACGCCACCAUCGAGUGUGAACAGCCACAGCCUGACCUUUACAAGUUCGUCGGCCGUAUGCACAUCUACAAGAAUGAUCAAGAGCCUGCAGUGAGGUCUUUGGGCCCAGAAAACCUCCUGCUGAAAGGGGCAACUUUAAAGAACACUCAGAGAAUAUGUGGUGUUGCAGUUUACACUGGCAUGGAGACAAAGAUGGCUCUCAACUACCAGGGAAAGUCUCAGAAACGCUCUGCUGUGGAAAAGUCCAUCAAUGCCUUCUUACUGGUUUACCUUUGCAUAUUGGUGAGCAAGGCCCUAGUGUGCACUACACUCAAGUAUGUGUGGCAGAGCAAGCCUGGACAAGAUGAGCCGUGGUACAACGAGAAAACCCAGAGAGAGAAGGACACCAAUCUGUACCUAAAGAUGUUCACUGACUUCCUGUCCUUCAUGGUGCUCUUCAACUUCAUCAUUCCGGUGUCCAUGUAUGUGACCGUUGAGAUGCAGAAGUUUUUGGGAUCCUUUUUCAUCACGUGGGACAAGGACUUCUUUGACCCUGAAAUCAAGGAGGGGGCACUGGUCAACACUUCUGACCUCAACGAGGAGCUGGGACAGGUGGAGUAUGUCUUCACAGACAAGACAGGCACCCUCACGCAGAACAACAUGGAGUUCAUAGAGUGCUGCAUCGAUGGAUUCCAGUACAAGUACCGAGACGCAGGCUCAGGCUCAGAGUUGGACGGAUUCUGCGUCACAGAUGGACCUGUGAACAAAGUGCAGGAGAAAGCUGGCAGGGAGAAGGAGGAGCUGUUCCUGCGUGCCCUGUGUCUCUGCCACACAGUCCAGGUGAAGGAGUCCACAGAGCAGGGUCAAAACCUGGGGGACGGACUAAUAGACCAGGUGGAUGGCUUAGGGGUGGAUGGAGAGGUGCUCCAUCCACCACAGGAGCAGAGAGGCUUUAUUGCCUCCUCACCUGAUGAGGUUGCUCUGGUCAAGGGUGCCAUGAGGUAUGGCUUCACAUUUCUGGGUCUUGAAAGUAAAACCAUGAAAAUCCUCAACAGGAACAAUGCUAUUGAAAUGUAUGAACUCCUUCACGUGUUGAACUUUGACCCGGUUAGACGGCGAAUGAGUGUAAUAGUCAGAUCCAAAUCAGGUGAUACACUGCUCUUCUGCAAGGGAGCGGACUCUUCCAUCUUUCCCCGCGUCAGACAGGAGGAGGUCGAAAGGAUACGCAUGCAUGUGGAGCGUAAUGCAACAGAGGGCUACCGGACACUGUGUGUGGCCUACAAAUGUCUCAGUGCAGAGGAGUACGCCCAGGCAGAUGCAGGACUGAGGGAAGCUCGACUAGCUCUGCAGGACAGAGAAGAGAAGCUCAUGGCUGUUUACAACCAAGUGGAGACUGGCAUGAGUCUAAUAGGAGCUACAGCUGUGGAAGACCGGCUUCAGGAAGAGGCAGCAGAGACCAUGGAGGCCCUGCAGGGUGCAGGCAUUAGUGUCUGGGUUCUAACGGGGGACAAGAUGGAGACAGCAAAGUCCACCUGUUAUGCGUGUAGAUUGUUCCAGAGGAAUACAGAGCUGUUGGAGCUGACAGUGCGUACUCUGGAGGACGGAGGGAGGAGGCGGGAGGAACGGCUGCACGAGCUUUUGCUUGAAUAUCACAAGAAAGCCGUACAGGAUGCUCCACCGGUGAAAGCAGGCGUCACCAGGUCGUGGUCUUCAGCAAACCAGGACUACGGUUUCAUCAUAGAUGGAGCCACUUUGUCGAUGGUGCUCAACUCCUCCUCUGAAUCCAAUUCGAGUCGCUACAAGAACCUGUUCCUGCAGAUCUGUCAGAACUGCACGGCUGUCCUCUGCUGCCGCAUGGCUCCUCUACAAAAGGCACAGAUAGUUAAAAUGGUGAAAAACUCUAAAGGCAGCCCGAUCACCCUUUCCAUUGGAGAUGGUGCCAAUGAUGUGAGCAUGAUUUUGGAGGCUCAUGUUGGCAUUGGCAUUAAGGGUAAAGAGGGUCGGCAGGCAGUGAGGAACAGUGAUUACGCCAUCCCCAAACUCAAGCACCUCAAGAAACUUUUGUUGGCUCAUGGGCAUCUCUACUAUGUUCGCAUUGCACAUCUGGUGCAGUAUUUCUUUUACAAGAACCUUUGCUUCAUCUUACCUCAGUUUUUGUACCAGUUCUUCUGUGGCUAUUCCCAGCAACCCCUGUAUGACGCGGCCUAUCUGACGAUGUACAACAUCUGCUUCACCUCUAUGCCCAUCCUGGCUUACAGCCUGUUGGAGCAGCACCUCUGCAUUGAGGUUCUGCUGGACAAUGCUACCCUCUACAGAGAGAUCGCUAAGAACGCAAUGUUACGGUGGGGACCGUUCCUCUACUGGACUUUACUUGGAGUCUUCCACGGCUUGCUCUUCUUCUUUGGUGUUCGAUAUUUGUUCAGCAACCCAGCACUGCAGGAUAAUGGCCAGGUUUUUGGCAACUGGUCAUAUGGAACAAUUGUCUUCACUGUCCUUGUCUUCACUGUCACACUUAAGCUCGCUCUGGACACACGGCACUGGACAUGGAUCAACCACUUCGUCAUCUGGGGCUCCCUGGCUUUCUAUGUGUUUUUCAGCUUCUUCUGGGGAGGAAUAAUAUGGCCUUUCCUGAAGCAGCAACGUUUGUACUUUGUGUUUGCCAACAUGCUGAGCUCGGUGUCGGCCUGGCUGGUCAUCAUCCUGCUCAUCCUGCUCAGCCUACUGCCAGAGAUCCUGCUUGUGGUGUUCCGCAAGCCCCGCGGGCCCCACGCUCGACAGAAGAAUCCGGUUCAGUCGAGCGCGGGGGGCCAGCAGUCUCCCCGGUCUUCAGCCAGGCCCCUGCUCAUGAGAACCUUUUCAGAUGAGUCCAAUACUGUCAUUUAAACAGUAGCUGUCAGAGGGCGGCCUCCUACAAAUAUCCAGGUAAACGCCAGUGAGAUGGAGCUAAUUAACUUCUGUGUCUGUUUAAUGUCCCUGCUGAGCUUCAACAGAUCAGUAGACUUGGCUGAAACUGGGAGCAUACUAAUUUCUGCUUGUCUCUGGUGGCUGGGAAGUUGUCAUUUUUAGUGUUUUUUCUUUUCAUGCCUUGUGCAACUCUGACAAUCACUUUUUAUUGUCUUGAUUGAUGAUUUUUUGCUGAUUUUAAGGCGUCUCUUCCUCUUGUUGGCACAAGCUCACGAUGAAAACCUUGAAGUAAAAUCUGUCUGCUUGUGCGUUUCUAGAUCGCGGCGGUCACACCACUAUCCUACAAGCAUCUGAAGGAGCGCGAGUGAAAGGCAGCAAGGACUCACAACAACAGUGGAAUCAGCCACUUUCAGGGUCCCGUACCAGUCAGGUCAGAGCCGUCUGCCAUCAUGCCUGAUCUGAAACCAAGAGGAGGAAAAAAAAAAAAGAAACAGAGAGAUGUCCUGACUGGGGGGGAAGGGAUAUAAAAGGGUUUCACAGUCUUUGGACAUGUGUCUCUCUGCUCCGUCCUUCUCCGCCCAAUCCCAAAAGCUCCUAACCCCCCAACGCAUGCCUGCAGAGCAGUGCCCUGCAUUAUUUUUUAAAAUAUCUACUCAGAUGACAGGCAUGACUUUUCUUUCUUUUACUUCUUUUAUAAAAAAUACUGUACUAGCUUACAAAUGAAUGCAUACACGGCUGCCUUGUCAGUAGCUCUAUCCAACUGCUGUGUUUUAACAAGCAGUGGUAAUAAUCUCCACUCCAAGAAUGGUUCACCUGCAUGAAAGAAGGCUCAAAAGAACACUUCACUCCACUGAUGUUCAGUCACUGUAAUCCGCAAAGUUUUUAAUUAAGACGUAAUGAUCUCAUUCACUCAAACGGUUACACUUUGAGAGGUUAUUCUACUUCACAGUUAUUUUCGCUUUUCUCAACGGUUAUUCUUUAAACGGUUAUAUGUUUCAGUAAAUGCACUCAUCGACGGGUCCAAAUCAUUUAAGAUGAAAAGUUACUGAAGGUGAUUUCAGACUGUUAGAACAUUUUUUUGGUUUAUAGAUGAUUAUA